This is a messenger RNA of Striga asiatica, 351 nucleotides long. Lineage: Eukaryota; Viridiplantae; Streptophyta; Magnoliopsida; Lamiales; Orobanchaceae. The record is from the annotation of a GenBank genome assembly.
AUGGAUGUACGACUUAGCACGCUUCUGUCUAACAAAGCCCUGGAAGAACCUAGUGUUCCGCUCGCCCUCUGCCACCCAGCGAACGGCCGCCUUCUGCUUCCAGAAAUCCUCCUCCAUAAGGAGUCGGAGCUGGUACUUGGCGUGGCAGCGGUGCAUCGCAGUCCUAUUCUCCGGAGGGAAGACCCAAUAGAAGGGGCAGAUUUGGAUCUCGAGAAGGACCCAGAUCUGUGGCCACUGACGGGUCGCUGCUCAGCUGAGGGGAUCCCUGUGACGCUGUUUUCGAGAGGCGAGAUUGGGAUGACCGGCGAGGGCGUGUCCAAAAGCACAGUGACGGCGCCGGCGCCGUCGUGA